Molecule: messenger RNA, 1393 nt
Organism: Synchiropus splendidus (mandarinfish)
Lineage: Eukaryota; Metazoa; Chordata; Actinopteri; Syngnathiformes; Callionymidae
Gene: tm2d1
Product: TM2 domain containing 1
Exons: 7
Coding region: 28-621 (197 amino acids)
Source: RefSeq, a predicted model, not a curated record
ACGCCGCAUUCAGUGACCGCAGCAAGCAUGGCGGCCUCUCGGAGACUGCUGGUUUGUUUACGUUCCGGUGUUUGGAGUGUGUUGUUUUAUUGUGUUUACUCGCAGCUCACAGCCGCCGUGGCCGAAGACGUGGACAGCUGUGAGAACCUGCGACUUGGACAGUAUCGAUGUAAUGAGCCGAAAAUUGACGAGGCCACUCAGGAGCCGGAGAACUGCACAGACUCCACAGCCUGGGUGGAGUGUAUGCCUGCUCGCAACAUCAGCUGCCGGCUGUCUAAUGGGACAGAGUUUAUGUUCAGUGGUAAGGAGGUGGGCUUCAACAAAACUAUCCCCUGCAGGAACGUGAGCGGGUAUUCUUACAAAGUCGCGGUAGCGUUGUCGCUCUUCCUGGGCUGGCUGGGAGCAGAUCGAUUCUACCUGGGCUACCCCGCUCUCGGCCUGCUCAAGUUCUGCACCGUCGGCUUCUGUGGAAUCGGGACCCUGGUGGACUUCAUAUUGAUCGCCAUGCAGAUCGUAGGUCCGGCUGAUGGAUCCAACUACAUCGUGGACUACUAUGGGGCCCGACUGACCCGACUGUCCAUCACUAACCAAACCUACAGGAAGCCGCACCUCUCUCUGUGAACACCUGUGUUAUUGGGAAAUUAUGACGCACUGACACGAGGAGAGACGCAGCUUCAACCACAUGUGUACACAACAAGCAACAGCUAAUACAUUCGUUAUGGAAGAUUCGUCAACAGAAGCACACAGAAGAGCACAAAGGCAGAAAUGUAUCUGACAGAUUCGAUUCUGAUGUGAUGUUAAACAAUCUUUUUUUUUUUUCCUUUGUUUAACUAAAAGUAUGCAGUCAACGUACCUAAUUUGAAGUUUAAAAAGAGAAAAAGAUUUCAAAUAGUUUUUGUUAGAAAAAAUAAAUGAAACCUUUUUGUAUAAAUAAAUACUUUUGAAAAACCGCAAAAUGACGAGGCCUCAAUUUUGAUUGAAAAUCCUUUACUUUGUCCAAUUAAAAUCACUGAAUUGUUUAAUUUCAAGCACAAGACAUUUAUAAGAUUCUGAUCUCUGACAAAUGUGAGUGUAGUCAGAUUAUUAUCCUUCAUUACUUAAAAUAAAUUCUUUACUGUGAUAAGUCAAGUCAUAAGUUCCUUAACUUCCACAUCUUUGGUUUCACUCUGACUUUUUAAUACAUGUGGUAGAAACCUGAUCACAAAUCAACAAUUAUAUGUUGACUUUUAUUUCCCUUCCAGGUCAGGUGAUCAUUUCUCCACUUCUGGCUGUUCAGUCACUUAUGUUUGUGCUGCUCUUGUUUCCAUGACAACAAUGUUUUACUGUCUCCAUGGCAUAUUUGUUUCUGUAUUUUGUAUUUAUUUAAGACUUUGUUCCAAUAAACAUUAUAAAU